Cucurbitaria berberidis CBS 394.84 is the source of this 1565-nucleotide messenger RNA. RefSeq names its product RNA-binding domain-containing protein. The transcript has 4 exons. Gene Ontology annotation, molecular function: RNA binding. Bases 370 to 1236 code for a protein of 288 amino acids. Gene Ontology annotation, cellular component: spliceosomal complex. Lineage: Eukaryota; Fungi; Ascomycota; Dothideomycetes; Pleosporales; Cucurbitariaceae. The record is from RefSeq and is a predicted model, not a curated record. Gene Ontology annotation, biological process: positive regulation of mRNA splicing, via spliceosome.
CCGGCCCCCUUAUUAGCAGUUGCCUCACUUCCCAUUCAGCUCGCGUAGCUGCUGCUGUCUCUUUGUCCGUUGGCUCCAGCAACUUGACCCCCCAUAUAAAUACCGCCCGGGCUUUUCUUCCUCGACCUUCACCUUCACCCUUCGCCUUUUUGCCUCGUCCGCUUUUUUCCCCACCCUCUUGCAGCGAGCAGCUCUCUCUAGCUGUACACCUAAGCUUGCGCCAGCUGGUCCUAGCGCGACGCUUACUAAAUCAAGCCGCAGCUCUGCCGAUCAGCCCUGCCCAAAAAUUCUAGGCUCGGACUUUCGAACAAACAACACCUCACCUCGACCGGCCAACCAUCAGCUCUCGAUCAACCCAGCACCAUCACCAUGGAAUACGAAACCGACCAACGCCCCUACGACGACGAGCCUCGCGGCUAUGAGCGCGAUCGCAGUAGGUCGCCGCGCGGUGACCGUCGCGACAACGACAACGCGCGCGCCCGCAGCGCCUCUCCCAACGAUCGUGACAGCCGUGGCCCGCCACCAGAGCGCAGGAACGAUGACGACGAGAGCCGCAACUCGGGCUCCAACCUCUUCGUCACGGGCAUCCACCCUUCGCUCAGCGAGGACGAGGUGACGCGUCUCUUUGAGAAGUACGGCGAGGUCGAACAGUGCAACAUUAUGCGCGAUCCCCAUACCAAGGAGUCUCGCGGCUUCGGCUUCGUCAAGAUGGUCACGUCAGACCAGGCUGACGCAGCCAAGGAGGGUCUGCAGGGCGAAGUUCACCAGGGCAGGACGUUGAGCAUCGAGAAGGCACGCCGUGCGCGCCCGCGUACUCCUACUCCGGGCAAGUACUAUGGCCCACCCAAGCGUGAGUUCGGUGGCCGUGGAGGUCGGGGCGGCGGCGGCGGUGGCCCUCGUUAUGGCGAUCGCUACUCUGAUGACCGUCGCGGUGGCGGAGGCUAUGGCCGUCGCGAUGAUUACGGUUCUCGUGGUUCCCGCUAUGACGAUCGCGGCUACAGUGGCUCUCGCCGAGAUGACUAUGGCCCGCGCGGAGUCGACCGCUACGCUUCUGAUCGCAGCUAUGGCGGCAGGGAGGGCGGCCGCGAUGACCGUCGAGGUGGCGGAGGUGGCUACUAUGACAGGCCUCCUCCCCCAGCCGCUGGUGCCGGUGGCUACGGCGAUGCACCGCCUCCGCGCGAGGCGUACAGCGGAGGACGCUCGUACGAGGGUGAUAACGAUCGCUCUUACCGCUAGCCGUCUUUGCUGACCCUGCCAGAACCCAAGCGGUACUAAGAUAGGGUUCGUGUGGCUGUUCCUCGGUUUGGUACCUCUCUCUCUCUCUCUCAGCACUUCACUCCUGUAAUCCUAUGGCUACUUCACUGGGUUCAGUUUAAUACGGCUUCUUCACACACGCGCACACACAGGGAUAUGGUCAACAAAAGUUCUUCGAUAUAGUUCGCAGCAGCGCAAGGUAGCACACUUCGAUAGUCUGCCAUCUCGCAGCUCGACCUCUUCCUAGCCCUUCUUCGGCUCGGUGGUUUUCCUUGGAGAAACGGUUUCAGCAAUUCGGUAAAGGCUUUUUA